AUGAAAGUUUUCUUUAAUCUUUUUUUAAAGGGUUAUCGUGACAUCGGCCUUACUUUCUUACUUGUACUUGGUGCAGAUCUAUGUCUUCCAUUAAUUGAUACCAUAACUAAAUCACAUUUCAAUUGUCUAGCGUAUAAAUUUUCAUCUGAUUUAUCAACAAAAUCAAUUACUAUUGUAUUUCAUAGUGAAAGUAUUUCAACAUUACCUAAAACAUUAACAAGUAUUAUUUUACGAAAUGCAAUAAAAUAUAUUCAUGAAAUAAUUACGGCUGAUGAUGCUAUAUUGUUUUUAUGCAUAGAAGGAUGGAAUAGCAGUUUUCCAGCAGCAUGA
Rotaria socialis is the source of this 330-nucleotide messenger RNA. The record is from the annotation of a GenBank genome assembly. Lineage: Eukaryota; Metazoa; Rotifera; Eurotatoria; Philodinida; Philodinidae.